UUUGCGCGCUGGGUCUUGGAGCAAGACGGGUUUGCGUUUUCAGUGGCUGUUACAGCGAGUGUUUUAGAGAGGUGGCCAUAACAUCGUUGGUUUCUUUAUAAUUUGAAAUUGCCAAGAAGUUGACAGCCGCAAGUAUGCAAGCGGAAUCGGGUAUAGUUCCCGACUUCGAGGUUGGAGAAGAGUUUCAAGAGGAACCAAAAACGUAUUACGAAUUGAAGAGUCAGCCCUUGAAAAAAAACAGUAAUCCGUUAGACCAGCAAUGCUCGUCUUCCAAGCCCCCGUUGGGCUCUUCCGCCAUGACAUCACGAAUCCUGCUGCGGCAGCAGUUGAUGCGAGAGCAGCUCCAGGAGCAGGAGCGGCGGGAGCAGCAGAGACGUCAGGCCUCCUCCACCUCGCUGCACCACCAGACCACCGACAGCCACAUCCACACCCAGACCCCGGCCAUCAACGUCAGCGCGCCCCCCAGCCUCCCCCCCGCAUCCCAGCUGCCAAUGGAGGUGCUGAAGGUGCAGACUCACCUGGAGAACCCCACCAAGUACCACAUCCAGCAGGCCCAGCAGCAGCAGGUGAAGCGCUACCUGGGCAAGCUUGGCUCCCUGCCCUGCCCCAACCAGUCCUCUGACCACAAGGGCUUGGCUCUGGGGCCGGGAAACAGUGCCCCCAACAGCCCCAUGGCCUUACUCACCCUCAACAUCAACUGUGAGAAAGAGAUGGAUGAUGUCAUUGAUGACAUAAUUAGUCUGGAAUCGAGUUAUAACGACGAUAUCCUUGGAUUAAUGGACCCAGGGCUUCAGAUGGCCAAUACGAUCGCUGUCAACACUAACCUCUUGGACAUUUAUGGUAACCAGAGCAUGCCCCAUCCAGGCCUGGCCAUCAACUCCUGCCCUGCCAACCUGCCCAACAUCAAAAGGGAAUACUCAGUUUCCCAAUCUCCGGCCAUCAUGCACAUGCUGGACAAGUCUGGAUCGUGUAGCAAGUUUGAGAACUAUCACAGGCCUGAAGGGUUUCCUGUAGAAGCAGAGGUCAGGGCAAUGGCAAAGGAACGACAGAAGAAGGAUAACCAUAAUUUGAUUGAGAGAAGACGGAGGUUUAACAUCAACGACCGGAUCAAAGAAUUGGGGACCAUGAUUCCAAAAUCAAAUGAUCCGGAUAUGCGAUGGAACAAAGGCACCAUUCUCAAGGCGUCAGUGGAUUACAUCAGGAAGCUACAGAGGGAGCAGCAGAGGGCCAAAGAGCUGGAGAACAGGCAGAAGAAGCUGGAGCAUGCCAAUAGACACCUGAUGCUGCGGAUACAGGAGUUGGAGAUGCAAGCUCGUGCCCAUGGUCUGACCACAGACACAUCUGCCCUCUGCUCAGCUGAGCUCUCAGUCCGAGGCAUCAAGCAGGAGCCAGCCCUGGGAGACUGCCACCAGGAUCUGUACCAUGUCCACCCCCAGCACCAACACCACCCAGCCUGCACUCCAGACCAGGUUCAGUACACCAUCUUGGAGCUCAACAAUGGAGCAUCUCCCUACACCAAGGGCCACAGGGGAGUCUCAGGUGACAUGGGGCCUUACGGCAGUCAUCCUAAGGGGGCCUUGAUGGACAUCCUGAUGGAUGACAACUUGUCCCCUGUGGGAGGGGGAGACCCCCUGCUUUCCUCUGUCUCGCCCAGAGCUUCUAAGGACAGCAGCUGCUCAGGCAGCAAAAGCAUGGAAGAGAACGACCAGAGCUGUUAGCACUCACUGCUGCCCACUCCACUCACCUGCAUCUUUAUCUCCACCCCUUCAACCUGUUCUAUGUUGUGUUGUGUUGAGGCCUCCUCAGACGUCUCCCGUCAGUAGCUAACUUCAGCCAACUGCUGGUUAGUUAGUUAGUUUGUUUUCAGGUGUUUACACAUUUUACAUUUUUCAUUGUUUUGUUUUUUUUGUUUAUUAUAUGGUAUCAUUGGGUUCUGAAAGCCGUCAAACUGAAUUUAGUUCAGUUUCUCUUGUGUAUUGAUUAUAAAUUACUUUUUAAUAGUUUGUUUUAAUAGAUCAUGCUCUGAUUUUAUCAAUACUGUUAUGACAAUGAGUCAGGGAGCGACAUCUCACACAUACUGUACCUGUGUAAGGUCAUCAUGGUAUAGGGCAGGCUUAUAAUAGUUAUAAAACCCUGAUUGAUAAGCUUAUUGCUUUAAAUAAAAGAAAAAAUGCAAUUCCCUCGAAGUGAAAACUAAAAAUUGUGGUUUAAUAUAUUGUUGGUGUGUUACACAGUCACACUACUUCCUUUAUAGCAUGUCUAUUCAGCGCAAUAUGACAGAAACGAUAAUACAUUAUUUUGAUUACUUUUGUUUGUGCAUUACUUUUGUGCUUUUGAACUUGAAUGAGAUAACGUCUUAGUCAGGAGAUUUGUAAACAUUUCACAUAUAGCACAGAACAUAAUGUCAGUCUAUCAAUAUUGGUAGAAAUGCAACAUUGAUUUCCAUACAGGCACAUUUGGUUUAUGAUGAUAUUUAUGGCAAUAAGAUUGAAAUGUAUUGCAGCAAAUACUCACUAAGAAGUGGAUCUCUAAGGAAGAAAAAUACAUUUUGUUUUUAACUUGUCCAUUUUCUAUUUUUAUUUAAUUUUUUUGUACACUUAUUAGGAUUUGCCUGUCCAUCCAUUUCGUGUUUAAGAGAUAUUCAGGAUAUUUUUUUGUCAAUGAUGUGAAUGUUUAUAUUGCUAGGAAUAUAAGGAGAUGUACAUGUAGAAAAUUGUUUAAACACUGGAAUGACGUCCAUAAAUUGAUUUAAAUAUAUAUUUACUAAUGAUUAUAUUUAGGUUUUUCAAAUGAUUGAUUGUAGUUAAAACUAUAAGCUGUACUGUUAAUGUAUAUUUCUACUUUUUAACAACUGUAGGAAAGUACUCAAAUAUGCCUUUGAUAAUAACUACAGUGCCUUGCGAAAGUAUUCGGCCCCCUUGAACUUUGCGACCUUUUGCCACAUUUCAGGCUUCAAACAUAAAGAUAUAAAACUUUAUUUUUUUGUGAAGAAUCAACAACA
Molecule: messenger RNA, 3001 nt
Organism: Oncorhynchus mykiss (rainbow trout)
Lineage: Eukaryota; Metazoa; Chordata; Actinopteri; Salmoniformes; Salmonidae
Product: microphthalmia-associated transcription factor
Biological process (GO): melanocyte differentiation; regulation of transcription by RNA polymerase II
Cellular component (GO): nucleus
Molecular function (GO): RNA polymerase II cis-regulatory region sequence-specific DNA binding; protein dimerization activity; DNA-binding transcription factor activity, RNA polymerase II-specific
Source: RefSeq, a predicted model, not a curated record